Solea solea (common sole) is the source of this 3559-nucleotide messenger RNA. Its product is annotated as CTP synthase 1-like. Bases 180 to 1946 code for a protein of 588 amino acids. Gene Ontology annotation, biological process: pyrimidine nucleobase biosynthetic process; CTP biosynthetic process. Gene Ontology annotation, molecular function: CTP synthase activity; identical protein binding. The transcript has 18 exons. Lineage: Eukaryota; Metazoa; Chordata; Actinopteri; Pleuronectiformes; Soleidae. Gene Ontology annotation, cellular component: cytoophidium; cytoplasm. The record is from RefSeq and is a predicted model, not a curated record.
ACCAACGGCAUCAGUGACAGGAAGCAGCUCAGCAGCGCUGUAAUGUCAGUCUGUCCUACACGUGUUAACUGUCUCUGCCGGAGCAUCACGCUCCGAAAAUAGAAGACACUUAAAGGUUACUCGGCAGCGCACAUUUGAACGCCAGCUUCUCUGUAGCCGUUAGAUAUUUAUUGGUCACCAUGAAGUACAUCCUGGUAACUGGAGGAGUCAUAUCUGGUAUUGGCAAAGGCAUCAUAGCGAGCAGCGUGGGAACAAUCCUCAAGUCCUGUGGCCUUCAUGUGACAGCCAUCAAAAUCGACCCCUACAUUAACAUUGAUGCUGGCACCUUUUCACCAUAUGAACACGGUGAAGUAUUUGUUCUUGAUGAUGGCGGGGAGGUGGAUCUGGACUUGGGCAACUACGAGCGUUUCCUGGACAUCAAGCUCACCAGAGACAACAACCUCACCACUGGAAAGAUCUACCAGUCUGUAAUAAACAAGGAGAGGAGGGGAGACUACCUGGGCAAGACUGUCCAAGUGGUACCUCACAUCACAGAUGCCAUCCAGGACUGGGUAAUGAAGCAGGCAAAAAUUUCAGUCGACGACGAUGAUGUGGAGCCUCAAGUUUGUGUUAUAGAGCUGGGAGGCACAGUGGGGGACAUCGAGAGCAUGCCCUUCAUUGAAGCCUUCAGACAGUUCCAGUUCAAGGUGAAGAAGGAGAACUUCUGCAACAUCCACGUCAGCUUGAUACCACAGCCCAGUACCACAGGAGAGCAAAAAACCAAACCAACCCAAAACAGUGUGCGAGAGCUCAGGGGUCUUGGCCUGUCUCCAGAUUUGAUCAUGUGCCGCUGUGCUACACCCCUAGAAACAUCCGUCAAGGAGAAGAUCUCCAUGUUUUGUCAUGUGGAGCCCUCACAGGUGGUGUGUGUCCAAGAUGUCUCUACAGUGUACAGAGUGCCUCUGCUGCUGCUGGAACAAGGCGUCAUGAGGUACUUCUGUGAGCGUCUGAACCUGCCCGUCGAGCCCAAGCCCAGAAAGAUGCUCACAAAGUGGAAGGAGAUGGCUGACCGAUCUGACCGUCUCCUGGAGAAAGUUUCCAUUGCUCUGGUGGGGAAGUAUACAAAGUUAUCUGACUCCUACACGUCGGUUAUUAAGGCCCUUGAGCACUCGGCCCUCGCAAUUAAUCACAAACUGGACGUCAAGUACGUAGACUCUGCAGACCUGGAGGCUGCCACGCUGCAAGACGAACCAGUGAAAUAUCACGAGGCCUGGCACAAACUCUGCAGUGCUGACGGUGUGCUGGUACCAGGUGGUUUCGGUGUGAGAGGAACAGAAGGCAAGAUUCUGGCCAUUAAGUGGGCAAGAAAACAGAACAAGCCAUUUCUGGGGGUUUGUUUGGGCAUGCAGCUGGCAGUGUGCGAGUUUGCCCGAGAAGUUCUUGGAUGGGAAGAUGCAAACUCCACAGAAUUUGAUCCCGAAUCCAAACACCCUGUGGUGAUUGACAUGCCGGAGCACAACCCAGGGCAGAUGGGUGGGACUAUGAGGUUGGGGAAGAGACGGACCAUUUUCAAAUCCAACACCAGUGUACUGAAAAAACUGUACGGAGAUUCGGACUAUGUUGAGGAGAGGCAUAGACACAGAUUUGAGGUGAAUCCUGAGCUGACGCACCAUUUUGAAUCAAAGGGCCUCCAUUUUGUUGGUCAGGAUGUGGAAGGAGAGAGAAUGGAGGUUGUUGAGUUAGAGGGCCAUUGUUACUUUGUUGGAGUGCAGUACCAUCCAGAGUUCACCUCCAGACCCAUCAAACCAUCUCCUCCAUACUUUGGCCUCCUGCUGGCUGCUGCAGGGAAACUCCCGGGCUUCAUGGCCAAGGGCUGUCGCCUUUCUCCACGGGACACCUACAGCGACCGCAGCGGCGGCAGCUCUCCUGAAGCUGACAUCGUAGACCUGAAGUUCCCGUCUUUGUAGCCGAUAACACCCGCGUUUGUGUAGACAAGUCCAGGAUGAGACGUGGUCUGUCUCUAAUGUUGGAAAACCAAAGUACAGGUUAAACUGGUUUUAUUUUUAUUCAAAAUCUAUUUAUGCCUUGUUUGUGUUUGUGUGUCGGUAAAUGGAUGUUUUAUAUCUCUGUUGCUGCAAUAAUCGGAGGAAUUAUGGUAAAAAUAUUGAAUACAGACAUUGUUAGAAACUUGAAAAGAAAAUGAGAGAAGCUAAGCUCUUCAGGAAAUGGACGAUGACUUUUCCAGUUAGACAUUUAAAAGCAAAGUAACAGUGACACAGGGUUCAGGUGGGAGUCAGGGUCCCACCGUGCUGGAAAAAAACCCAACAUUGACCUUUUACAUGACUUGAUUUGUCCAUGUUGCAUGAUAUGUAAUGUUUAAUUUUACACUUUUAUUUUCUGCCACUUAUUGUUUCUUUCCUGUCAAGUAUACAAUACUCAGGUGUGUAAACUACAUGUUAUACUAGGUUUGGAUAAUCUUGUGAUGUUUUGCAUGGAAAUCUGUUUCAGACUGUUUAGACUGGACCACAGAGUCACGCUUAUGUAGGUGGGAGUUUAUUCAUUUUCCUUUUGAAACAGGGUGGAAGGUUAAGUAGUGAGGAAUAUAACAAGGGUCUGGUUUAGUCCACAUGAUGACCUGACCAUGGAUCUUAUUCUGGUUUAGUCCACAUGAUGAUCUUUUUAAGUUCUCAUGAAGACCUGGCCUUUAUUCUGGUUUAGUCCUCAUGAGGAACUGGCUUUUAGUCUGGUUUAAACCUCUUGAGGAACUGGCCUUUAUUCUGGUUUAGUCCUCCUGUGGAAUGGACCAUUAUUCUGGUUUAGUCCUCAUGUGGAACUGACUGUUAUUCUGGUUUAAUCCUCAUGGAGACUUUGUCUGACCUUUUAUUCUGGUUUAAACCUCAUGGGGAACUGGCCUUUAUUCUAGUUUACACCUCAUGAGGACCUUGUCUGGCCUUUAUUCUGGUUAAAUCCUCAUGUGGAACUGGCUUUUAUUCUGGUUUAAACCUCAUGAGGAACUGGCCUUUAUUCUGGUUUAAACCUCAUGAGGACCUUGUCUGGCCUUUAUUCUGGUUUAAACCUCAUGAGGACCUUGUCUGGCCUUUAUUCUGGUUUAAACCUCAUGAGGACCUUGUCUGGCCUUUAUUCUGGUUUAAACCUCAUGAGGACCUUGUCUGGCCUUUAUUCUGGUUUGGUUCUCAUUUUUGUGUGGUCCUUGUUAUGACCUGGCUUUUAUUUCUGGUUUAAACCUCACGAGAAAUGGUUUUGAUUCUGGUUUUGUUCUGGUUUUAAUCUGGCCUUUAUCCUGGUUUAGAGAGGCACUUAUGCAAUGAUGGGAGUAUGUAGAUGUUCCUGUUGUAACAGGGUGAAAGGUUAAGUCGUGAUGAAUAUAAUGAGGGUCCUGGGUUUUAUUCUGCAUGAAUGUGUUAUUGACAAACCUGUGGUGUUAUAAGUUUUUUCAUUCCAUAAUCCCACAGUCGUUAGCUCUGGUUGGAGGCUUUGUAGGCUGCUGUGUCUUUUAAUGUCAGUGAAACAAAAGUACGCUUGAUGUCGUCAUUGACUCAAAGGUAUUAACUAGAAAAAC